This is a messenger RNA of Helianthus annuus (common sunflower), 2218 nucleotides long. Its product is annotated as mediator of RNA polymerase II transcription subunit 15a. NCBI's taxonomy places the organism in Eukaryota, Viridiplantae, Streptophyta, Magnoliopsida, Asterales, Asteraceae. Gene Ontology annotation, molecular function: chromatin DNA binding; transcription coactivator activity. Bases 55 to 2076 code for a protein of 673 amino acids. The record is from RefSeq and is a predicted model, not a curated record. The transcript is spliced from 10 exons.
CAGAAUACUUAAUCUUUGUUUUCUUUUCUGUUUGGCUGAAGUUGCAGGUUUUGCAUGAUGAAUACCGACAGCAGUGAACCGGCAUUUGAUUGGGACUUUGAUUUGGAUAGUAUUGAUUUCGAGAGCUUGUUUGAAGACCAACUGGCUGAUGCUUUGACUAAUUCUAGUGAGGACGCUACAACCAUAAAUCCAAAUAAUCCUAGUCAGCCCUCCACGCCAUCUAUAAUUGCCAGUACAAAUUUGGGAGGGGAGUCUUCAAAUGCGUUACAACAGGUGACAGGAAGCUCAGGUAACUUGAUAUCAGGAGGAGGGCGACAACAAGAGACUUAUAUUAAUCUCAACUUCCCAGAUCCAGUGGGGUUCACCACCGAUGGACAAUUUCGUUCAGCCACUGCACAUCAUCAUUACAUCUUAAGACAGAUCAAAGUAUUGAAGGAUAGAUACCACAACGAACUAUUGAAAAUGAACUACAAAGCCGCGGAGAUGCGCACUUGGGCAACAAAUAUGGAUGAAUCAAAUUACUACGAAAGCGUCAUAACUGAUCUGGGAAGGAUUAUGACAUUUUUGAAUAUCACCAGAGCGGAUUUGCUUCCCAAUAAUGAACAGAUGAUCUAUAAUAUCAUGAAUACGAUUGUUAACUAUGUGAGCUACCACAUGUACAACCAUGGUUUUUAUUCUCUGCACCGUGAACCUGCCCAUCAGCCACUUAAAGGACCACAGGUGCAGCCCCUUGGAGCCAUGAGGUUGCAAAACAAUCCAUCCCCAAAUCCAACUCAUAGGGUUACAAAUCUAGAAGUCGACAUGUGGAAUUUUAAUCAUAAUUUUCCUUUGGAAAGACCACGCCCGCAACCAUCACAAUCAAGAAUGCCAAGUUUAGCAACCAUUACAUCUUUCCAAAUAGUUCCACAUCCAAGUGUUCCAAGCACAAGACAACAGAUACAUUUGGGACCAAUGACUAGUAGUGUUAUCGGGUCCAGUUAUCCAAUCAGUGUGUUUUCAAACACAACUUCUACUAAUUUUCCAUCUGGACCACUUAUCCACCAACCACCUGUGGCGAAUCAGAAUUUCAACUUUGAAAAAAUGAAAGCACCAAUGCACAAAACGGAUGAGCUUACUGGAUCAAAAGUGCGCCAUGAGAUGUCUCCUUUGGGUUUAGGAUUAGGGAACCAGUGUACAUCCACUCAGUGUUCUCUUCCACACUCAACAGCUAGUUCUCCUUUUUUACUUUCUUCUAAUACAUCAGCUCCAUCUAAAACACCCAUGGAUCCACCUUCACAAGAACCAGAAACCUCAAAAGAUCAGGCUUUUCAUUUGACCGAAGUGGUGAAACCAUCAACUGCACUGAUUUCUUCCUUGACUGACAUUAGCUCAAUUGAAAAGGUGACUGAUAUCAUACCACAUUGUGUACCUCCAAAUCUAGUUAGUACCCAUAUACAAGAUGCAACGAACGUUAAGUAUGAUCAUGAGCCAGUAAAAAAAAGGAAACGCAAGUCAAGUGUCCCAUUAGCGUAUAGUGAUCAGUUUGUUUCUCAAGGAAGGGAUAAAUGCUCAACAGAAUCAUCAACGAACAAGAUGAAGAAGAUUGAGAAUCCUGCAAUAUUGGAGGAGAUCAAAGAGGUUAACAGCAAGCUACUUGAGACAUCGAUGGAGAUAGACCCUUCUGAAGAUGGUAAUAACAUACUUGGAGCUCAUGAAGGGACCAUAGUGAAGUGCUUGUUCAGGAAUGUUUGUUCCCUACUCGGUCCACAGAAAGGUGCUUCAUCUGAAAAGAUGCCGGAGUUUGUCAUACUGCUUCUUGUUCCGGAUAAUUAUCCAGCAUCUUCACCUAAAAUGAUUAAAUCGAGCCUUGAUGUAUUGAACAAUGAACCUUGGGGGACGCUGUAUGACGAAAUGCUGAUUAAGUUUAAUGUUUCACUUUGCGGGAUUACUGGGAUACAUUCUCUUGGAGAUAUGGCAAGAAAUUGGGAUGCUAGUGCUCGAGCUGUAGUUAAUAGUUUCCUACAGAAAAAAGGUGGAAAAAGUUUCAGUGAAAAGUAUGGAAGCUGGGACAACUUUCUGAAGUUCUUCCACCACUAACUAGUCCUCAAAAGAAAACUUGUAAAUCGUUAUGGAGUUCAAAUGUGUGUACUUUUUCUCUGUGGUUGUCGUGGUGUGUUAGCUUAUAGUAUGGCAAAAAAACUCUUAAAUAAUAUAUAUGCAACUAAUGUUACCUGCGUUA